Austrofundulus limnaeus is the source of this 990-nucleotide messenger RNA. RefSeq names its product receptor accessory protein 5 (gene reep5). The transcript is spliced from 5 exons. NCBI's taxonomy places the organism in Eukaryota, Metazoa, Chordata, Actinopteri, Cyprinodontiformes, Rivulidae. The coding region runs from base 147 to 716 and encodes 189 amino acids. The record is from RefSeq and is a predicted model, not a curated record.
ACGACUCAUUUCUGUCUGACUUGACGUCACGUGCCGUGGCGUCAUCCUUCUAGCAGCGGUUUGGUCUCGCAGGGGUGUGGCAGCCAGACUCCACGUCUAUUUUAACUCGUCCGCAUCGAGAAACGAGCCGAGGACAGGACGCAGCCAUGGCGCAAGGCCUUAAAGAAAGAUUUGACAAGUUUCUCCAUGAGAAGAACCUGAUGACAGACGCUCUCGGUAAAAUCGAGGCCAAAACGGGAGUGAACAGGACGUACAUCGCUGCGGGUGUCGUAGGUUUCAUCGCAGUUUAUCUGGUGAUUGGGUACGGAGCCUCCCUGCUGUGUAACCUCAUCGGCUUCCUUUACCCAGCAUACAUUUCGAUUAAGGCCAUUGAAAGUGCCACAAAGGAUGAUGAUACAAAAUGGCUGACGUACUGGGUGGUGUACGGACUCUUCAGUGUGGCAGAGUUUUUCGCAGACAUCUUCCUCUCCUGGUUUCCUUUCUACUAUAUCGGAAAGUGUGCUUUCCUGGUGUGGUGCAUGGCUCCGACUCCCACUAAUGGGUCCAUCCAGAUUUAUCACCGCAUAAUUCGACCCAUUUUCCUCAAGAACGAAGGCAAGAUCGAUGAUGCCAUGAAGAACAUCACAGACACAGCUUCGAAGACUGCUGACAAAUUUAAAGAAGAAGCUAAGAAAGCCACAGCAAACCUCAUCUUCGAGGAGAAGAAGAGCUCUUAAAACUGCGGCCUUCCCAAAGUCAUCUCCAAAUUCCAGAGGGACACAGAAGAAGGAACGCCCUGGAUGUUAAUUUUUAUGUUCUUGCAUUUUGUGUGUUAACUUAAGCUUUAUGCCAGCUUUGUUGCCGAUAUAUAUCAUGUAUCAUUAAAGUCAUUCUACGUAUUGAUUAGGUUCCGUUCACCACCAUCCUCUUCAGGAGGUAACUGAACGAUGGACGCCUUUAUUGUAUGCUUUUUAAAUCAAAUAAAACCAAAUAAAUGAGGUGGUUGUUUAA